CCGCCGGCGCCGCCGCCCGCUCGUCCGCCGCCCUGCGCCAUGGCGGGCUGCGCGGCGCGGGCUCCGCCGGGCUCCGAGGCACGCCUCAGCCUCGCCACCUUCCUGCUGGGUGCCUCGGUGCUCGCGCUACCGCUGCUCACGCGCGCCGGCCUGCAGGGCCGCACCGGGCUGGCGCUCUACGUGGCCGGGCUCAACGCGCUGCUGCUGCUGCUGUACCGGCCGCCGCGCUACCAGAUAGCCAUCCGAGCUUGUUUCCUUGGCUUUGUGUUUGGCUGCGGAGUGCUGCUAAGUUUCAGCCAGUCUUCUUGGAAUCAUUUUGGCUGGUACAUGUGCUCCCUGUCAUUAUUCCAUUAUUCUGAAUACUUAGUGACAGCUGUCAAUAAUCCCAAAAGUUUGUCCUUGGAUUCCUUUCUCCUGAAUCACAGUCUGGAGUAUACAGUGGCUGCUCUUUCUUCUUGGAUAGAGUUCACACUUGAAAACAUCUUUUGGCCAGAACUGAAGCAGAUCUCCUGGCUCAGUGCCACUGGGCUGCUUAUGGUGGUCUUUGGAGAAUGUCUGAGGAAAGCAGCCAUGUUUACAGCUGGUUCCAAUUUCAACCACGUGGUGCAAAAUGAAAAAUCAGAUACCCAUACUCUGGUGACAAGCGGAGUGUACGCUUGGUUCCGGCAUCCUUCCUAUGUUGGGUGGUUUUACUGGAGUAUCGGAACUCAGGUGAUGCUCUGUAACCCCAUCUGCGGUGUUGGCUAUGCCCUGACGGUGUGGCGAUUCUUCCGUGAUCGAACAGAAGAAGAAGAGAUCUCGUUAAUUCACUUUUUUGGAGAGGAGUACUUGGAGUAUAAGAAGAGGGUGCCCACAGGCCUGCCUUUCAUAAAGGGAGUGAAGGUGGAGCUAUGAUGGGCAGUGGUCAGGAGGGACCGAGGGGCCUCUGACCUGGUACAGCCUGGACAAAACUGCUUCCGGUCGGCCACGCUGUGGAAUGAAUUUUCUUAAUCAUUUUAUAUGUCACUAAUUAAUUAUUCUUCUGGAAUGUCACUCAAGACCAAAUGGUCAGAAGGCCUUCGGACCGAAGGGCCCACCAGAGCAAUCUGUUCUUGUGCUGAAUCAAGGUAGGGCAUAGAUUAAAGAUGAACAAGGAGAAAAUCACAGCAAUAUUCAACAGUGCCCCUUCAGCAGAGACCCGGUGAGAACCCAGGCCACAGCCCAUUGACCCCCGCCCCGGGCCAGGGUGUGUUUAAGUUGUCACCAGGACUCUCUGCUCUCAGUAUUGCUUCUACGGCAGAAAGGGGUAGCGGGCAUCACUGCUUAUCAGCAUUCCAAGUCCACGUACAACCUUUAAUUUAACCGGACGACACAAACAGCACAGCUUUAACCUCUUUAUUUCUGUCCUUAAGUGCAUGAGCAUCUAUACAGUUUCAAAGAUACUUCCUUAUAGAGUGCUUUGGCGCUUCACAUAUUUAAUCGUAUUUACAUAUCUAUUUUUUAUAAAUAGCAGUAUAAGUUUAAAGGGGACUCACUUGGUGUUUCUGGCUCCAACUUUUAUAUGGCAACAAGUCAGCAUAGACACCUCCAGACGAUUUGCCCAAGUGUGGUUUUAUGUGACCAUGGCACCCUAGGCCUGGAGACUAUGGGCCACCAGGGGCUUUUCUAGAGGGUCUUGGCUCUUGCUCUCUUCCUGUUAUUGGCGACAGGCCGGUCAAAGAUGUGUCAUUUUCCCUUUAUUUAAGCCGUGCUUACUGAAUACCUGCUCUGUGCAAGGCAUCGUUAAAUGUUGAAAAAUACUGCUCUUCAUUUAUUUGGGAUUCUACUCUCAUUUCACCACAGUUUAUUUUUGUGUUUCAGUGUAAAUCUUUUCAUCGUUUUCUAUGUUCCAUUCUCAAAAUUAAGUCAUCUCUCAUGCCAUUUCCAACUGUCUUUUCCCAAGGGGUUUGAGCAUACACAGCUACAAAUUCAAGCAGAUCGACUCUCAAAAAUAGUCUCAAAUAGAGCAAAUAAUCCCCACCAUGAUUCAGUCGGUAUUUUUGUUUUACAAUUUUGGGGAAGAAUAGUCGGCUUUAUACAUCAAACAUAGAAGCUUUAAGAGGUGAGACCAUUGCUUAAUUCCAGACUAGACAGGAACUUAGCCUCAGUGUGAGAUCCUUCCGUGCAGUUUUGUGGUGGCACUAAUGCAGAGCGAAUGUGAAGGCCGUGGUGGCAAGUGGCCAGGGCACUGCUCUGUCACCGUGCCACAUAGCUUGCAAGGAGCCACUAAACCUUUCCGUGCCUAGACCUCCCCAUCUGUAGAAUGGGGUCAAUAUCACCUACCUCACAGGGGUGUUGUGAGGACUUAGACAAAAAAAAAAAUGUCAAAUGUUUUUAAUACUUAGAUGAAGGGGAUGAUAUAAAUGAAAUCUAUACUGUAUAUGAGUUACAUAAAAAUGGGCAGACAUUUGGUUUACUCUACCAGAUACCUAAAAUGUAUGUUGAAAAGAGCAUUUUACCAACUCAGAAAUAUUACUUAUUUCUAGAUUUCAUGGCUUGCUUUUUUCAUUCUUAUAUAUACCAAAGAGGUUUAUGGAUUCAUUGAUUACUGGCAUCCCACUGCUGGAUUUGAUGGCCAUGCAGUGAGAUUCCGGCCAGGGCUAUGACUGACGCCAUCAGCAGUGAGUUUCUCUGGAGUGAAUGAUCCCCAGUGAGAUGUCAACA
This is a messenger RNA of Tupaia belangeri chinensis (Chinese tree shrew), 2682 nucleotides long. RefSeq names its product isoprenylcysteine carboxyl methyltransferase (gene ICMT). Gene Ontology annotation, cellular component: membrane; endoplasmic reticulum. The transcript is spliced from 5 exons. Gene Ontology annotation, molecular function: protein C-terminal S-isoprenylcysteine carboxyl O-methyltransferase activity. Bases 40 to 894 code for a protein of 284 amino acids. Gene Ontology annotation, biological process: C-terminal protein methylation. The record is from RefSeq and is a predicted model, not a curated record. NCBI's taxonomy places the organism in Eukaryota, Metazoa, Chordata, Mammalia, Scandentia, Tupaiidae.